Molecule: messenger RNA, 1944 nt
Organism: Aspergillus tanneri
Lineage: Eukaryota; Fungi; Ascomycota; Eurotiomycetes; Eurotiales; Aspergillaceae
Exons: 2
Coding region: 1-1944 (647 amino acids)
Source: RefSeq, a predicted model, not a curated record
AUGUCUGCGACUCCUCGCAAGCCUGGAACCCCGGGCAACUCGAACAAAUCUUCGAAUGCAGAUACUGCCACGGUAAAUGGGACGCCGUCGAGAAACCAUUCCCGCUCUCCCAGUGCGGCGAAUGGCUUGUCUCGCUCCCCAUCUCUACGAGGCUCGACUCCGGUCUCAGCACGUGCUGCAGCCAGAAAGCCCGGUCGCUCCAAUCUCAGCAUGUCUAAUGUCCCCAAAGUCUCCCCCGAUCCCUCCGAAGAAGAAGCACGGGCUCAGAAUGCCGCCCUCAUUGAAGAUCUAAAGGAGCAGCUACAGAAGGCCGAGUCCGCCUCAGAACAGUACCGCAAGCAACUCGGGGUUUUGCAGAUGCGCCUGGAUGAAACCGUCAGUGAGCAGGGCAAGUUGGAAGAUCAUGCCCAUGAGAAGGAUAGCAAAAUUGAAGCAUUGAACAGUGAAAUUCGUGAACAUGUUCGGCAGAUCCGUGAUCUGGAGCAGGCUCAUGAGCUAGAGCGGAACGCUAUGUUGCAGGAGAAGGAGCAACAGGCGAGCCGGGAAGAGGAGAUGCAGGCCACCAUCCAACGUUUGAAGGAGUCUCUGUCCCAGAAGGAUAUGAGAUUCAACGCCGAUGGCGACAAGAACGUUUCCCGCUCUUCCAGUUUCCGCAAUCGAUCUUCCCCUGAGGUGGAUGGACAAUUUGCACCUUCAUCCCAGAUCGAGCGAAGCCCAUCUCGGAAUAACUCGAAGCUACUUUUGCAGAAGGAUAAACUGAUUGAGUCGCUUCGGCUGGAGCUUGCGGAAUCUCAGAUCAAACUGGUGGAGAUGGAAAACAAAGGUGGCGGCCGACGAAGGGAGCUGGAGAAAGAACUGCUUGAGGCUCGUAUGGCCAACGCUCGUUUGAUGGAAGACAAUGAAAGUUACCAGCUACUUCUCAGUGAGAGAACAUUGAACGGUGACUUCACCAAAGGCGACUUCAUGCGCGAAGUGAAUCCCGACGCCUCGGAAGGCAAAGAGUCCAGCAGUGGGUUAGGUUCGCUGGCUGAUGAGCUAGAGUCCGUGGACGCAAGGGCGGAAACAGAUGACAACCGCAAACUCGAAGCGGAGAUCAAGACGUUGAAAGACCAGAAUAAAGCCUUGACUCUCUACAUCGAACGCAUCAUCAGUCGCGUCCUGCAGCAUGAAGGAUUUGAAACCAUCUUGGACAAAAACGAAAAUGAUCCCCCGGCGGCGACUAAACCGCAGCCUGUGGGCAGUAACAAGGACCUUCCGCCAACUCCUCCAGAGAAAGAUGAAUCCUCCCAGCAGACCUUCCUGCAGAGGGCAAAGUCUGUUGUCGCGGGGCCAGGUAAUCGUCCCCAGCGACCUCGUCCUACCAGCUUAAUGCCGCCGCCUACGUCCGCGGGCGCAUCUGUUGCUCCGCCAACCGCUCACGAGAAUCCGAGUACUGCCCCGAGUAUCCCAUUAAGUCGCGCCAGCUCGGUGCGAGCUGGUCAUCGCAGGACGAGAUCUGAACAGACCGAUAUUGGAGCGGCAGCGGUUGUCGGCCAAAUGUACCGUGGACGCAACUCUGGCGGUCCCAUCAGUCCCACUCUGAUGGGCCCUGGAUCUCGUCAGAGUGCUUUCUCCGGGGCUAGUUAUAUGUCCGGCAGUGGCCGCGCCCCAUCCUUAUCCAGCCAGCCUGAACACAGCCGACUCAGCAGCUCGGAUAGUGUCACAAGUGACCCAAUUGCCGAUACCGCUUCAACGGGAGCGACAUCCAGCUCGCCUCGCUCUAGUUCCGGAAUGACCAACUAUACUGGAGCGGUCAUGACCCAGAGCAAGCUUCGUCCUCUGCGGCUGGUCAGCGAAACCAAAGCAGCCGCCGAAGAAGAAGAGGCUGCCCGGAAGAGAGCAAACCGAGCAAGCUGGAUUCCUUGGUUCAACCGACCAACUUCGAGUGAAGCCACUCAGGGUUGA